UCUUCAACUUGCAAUAACAUUUACUCUCUCAGGACAAAGACAGAGAGAUAGAUACCCUAAAAACAGAGUAUUGUCAUAAAAACAAUUCAGAGAGAAAGAGAGGGAGAGAGAGAGAGAGAAAUGGGAAGACAACCAUGCUGUGACAAAGUAGGGUUGAAGAAAGGACCAUGGACUGCAGAAGAAGACAGGAAGCUUAUAAACUUCAUCCUUACCAAUGGACAAUGUUGUUGGAGAGCUGUUCCUAAGCUUGCUGGUCUUCUUAGGUGUGGCAAGAGUUGUAGACUUCGUUGGACUAACUAUCUUAGACCAGACCUUAAGAGAGGUCUUCUCUCUGAUUAUGAGGAGAAGAUGGUCAUUGAUCUCCAUUCCCAGCUCGGAAAUAGGUGGUCAAAGAUAGCUUCUCAUUUACCAGGAAGAACAGACAACGAAAUCAAGAAUCAUUGGAACACUCAUAUCAAGAAGAAGUUAAGGAAAAUGGGGAUUGAUCCUCUCACUCAUAAACCACUCUCUAUCGUCGAACAAGAAGACGAAGAACCCUUAAAGAAGCUGCAGAAAAAUCUAAUGCCUUUACAAGAAACAAUGGAGCAGCCUUUAGAGAACAACAUCAAGAACAUGUCAAGACUUGGAGAGUCUUUAGAUGAUGAUCAAUUCAUGGCGAUAAAUCUUGAGUAUGGUGUUGAAGAUGUCCCUCUGAUUGAUCCAGAGUCUUUAGAGCUUAUUUGCAGCAACUCAACAAUGUCUUCAUCCACGUCUACGUCUUCGAAUUCUUCUAAUGAUUCGAGUUUCUUGAAGGAUUUGCAGUUUCCGGAUUUCGAGUGGUCCGAUUAUGGUAAUAGUAGUAAUGAUAAUAAUAAUGGUGUGGGCAACAUUAUAGAGAACAAUAUGAUGAGCCUGUGGGAUAUUGAUGACUUUAGCAGUUUGGAUUUGCUGCUAAAUGAUGAGAGUUCUUCCACUUUUGGGUUGUUUUGAAUUCAUUCUAAAGUAUAUGGUUUCUUUUGUAAAAAUUGGAAACUAUGGGGGACAGAAAAACCUAAAUAAUCUUCUUUACUCUUAUUUUUUGGGGAUUUGAAAGAACGUUUUACUUGAGAGAAAUUUAGAAAAGUAAAGUAUAUUUAUUUGUACAGACAAAAAGAGUUAAGAGAGAAAUGUGUCUUGUGUCCAUUUCUUUCUGCUGCUUUGUAUUUUGGGUUCCAUAAUUCCACGUGUUCAGGCUUACUAUCACCGCAUGUAAAUAAAAAUAAUACUCUUUU
Messenger RNA from Arabidopsis arenosa, 1250 nucleotides. Lineage: Eukaryota; Viridiplantae; Streptophyta; Magnoliopsida; Brassicales; Brassicaceae. The record is from the annotation of a GenBank genome assembly.